Molecule: messenger RNA, 1656 nt
Organism: Episyrphus balteatus (marmalade hoverfly)
Lineage: Eukaryota; Metazoa; Arthropoda; Insecta; Diptera; Syrphidae
Exons: 6
Coding region: 98-1612 (504 amino acids)
Source: RefSeq, a predicted model, not a curated record
UCAAAAAAACAAUUAACUUUUUUGUUUGAGAUUAAGUGCACUUGUUUUUAUUUACAUUCUAUGUGCUCUCCUUUUUUAUUCUAAAAUCUACGUAAAUAUGAUGAAAUUUGGAGAAAAAUUCGCUAAAGCCUGGCCCGAAGAAAACUACUGUACCAUGUUAACAGACAUUGGCAAAAAACUGCUUGUCGAUUGUUCAAAAAUUGAAAAACCAAACUUCGGAGACAAGACUCUGACCGACAUUGUUAAUGCAUCAUCCAGAUUUCCCAUUGAUUUUGGUACAAAUAAUUGCAGAAUCCAAAAUCAACCAGAAGAACGCAGUCCUUUGAUUAUUGAUCAAUUGAAAUCUGCCUACCCAAUAAUUCAUGAAAGAGUCUUAUAUCUUUAUUUGAAGUUCUUGGAACACAAAUGCCAAUACGGUAACAAAUGUGAAAAAGAAAUAUACACAAAUCUUUCUAUAACUGACUUUGUACAACGACUAUUAACAAAACGAUGCGUUUCAUUCUUUGGAAAGAACGAUAAGUACCUUCUUAUAACAGGAGAAAAGGGUUGCAGUGGUUUUAUGACGGUAGGAACGGAAGCAGAGACACCUCCAUUACUUUUGAAAAAUGUUUUGAGCUAUGAUGAAGUAAAGCUCUCUGCAUUUCUUUCUGUUUCAUCACAUUCGGAAUUUCUUAAUGAUGGAAACCGCAAUAAUGUUGGUGUGAUAGAAAAAGACAAAUCCAAAAUUGAACGUGCAGGUGUUGUUAUAGGCUUGAUUGGUGCUCGACUAUCCCGUCGCGAUGUAAUGGAGUUCCAAGACAUUGUUAUUUCGAAAACUCAAAACACGAUUGAAAAUGGUUAUGGACAAAAUACUAAAAAGAACGAAACUAGACAAUCCGACUAUCGUCAUAUGUGGAAAAGUUUUUACGAUGAGCCAGAUUUUUCGUUUGAUCAAGUAGUGAAAGAUGGUAAACGAUUUGGUAAUUCAAAGAACAUGAACGACAUUUUUGAUAAUUUAAUCAUGAAAAAACGCUAUGCCAUCUCAUUUGAUACACUUCUUUUGGAGAGUGAAGCGCGAUGUGCAGCUGCUGAACAGCGUGCAUAUAUACAUGUUGUUGGUAUUGGAUUGGGUGUAUGGAAAACAGCACCGCAACAAGAAGAAAUAUUUUUACUAACUUUUACUGAAAGACUAAAAGAACUGCUGCCCAAACUUAAUCAUAUAUCAUUUGUGCAUUUUUCAUGGUUUAGUAUGACUAAGUGUGGGGAGUUAGAACAUGGCGGAAUCUUUAAAAGUGAUCCACAUCCUGAUGGAGGGAUACGAACGUUUUUGUCAAAAAGAAAUCCUGCAGACAAAUUGUUUUUCAAUACAACCCAGCGUCAACCAGAACACGAAAAUGUCCUUCUUAUCGUAUCUUAUGCGUGGGAUGGAAACGCUUUACCUGGAAACGAAUUUUGGAUGAAAAUGCUUAAAUCGACUGGAGAUUCUUCAACUGCUUGCAGCACUCUUAUCACUGAAAUACACAAUCCACACAUCAAUUCUCAAAUGGUUUGCGGAGAAAAUUUGCAUUUAGCUUCAGCUAAAUACGGAGUUAUCCAUAUAUCAGAGUACAGCAAAAACAUUUUAAAUUUGUAAUUUUUGGUUUAAUAAUUUUAAUAUACUGUUGGAUUAAAAUUAAA